Notolabrus celidotus (New Zealand spotty) is the source of this 3066-nucleotide messenger RNA. RefSeq names its product SERTA domain containing 3 (gene sertad3). The transcript has 2 exons. Bases 241 to 1194 code for a protein of 317 amino acids. Lineage: Eukaryota; Metazoa; Chordata; Actinopteri; Labriformes; Labridae. The record is from RefSeq and is a predicted model, not a curated record. Gene Ontology annotation, cellular component: nucleus. Gene Ontology annotation, molecular function: transcription regulator activity.
UUGGCGUAAAACUUAAAUCACGGGCGGGAGAGGAGCAGAUCAGACUGAGGUAGCAUGUAGCUCGGCUGAGGAUCGAUUUAAAGUUUUUAAAAUAGUUUUUAAUGUUUCUGAAAUACUUCAGAUAAAGGUUUAACCUUUAUUAAGUAUUUCUGUCGAAGAGGAAUCAGGAAGAGGACUCUUUCUUUCACUUACGGCAUCGUUUCCCUCUAAACUCACCGAGGAAGAAUCAACAGUUUGAAGAUGAUCAUGAAGAGGCAGAAGCGUAAGCUCCCUCCAGAGGACAUGGAGGUGUCAGACAGGAGCAACCCUUUCUGGGAGAGCCAGCGCCAGUUUGUGUUCUCCGUCUCCCUGAACAAGUACCAGCGGAGUCAGGAGCUACCUGAACCCAGCCUGCGGAGGUCUGUCCUCAUCGCAAACACACUGCGGCAGGUCAGCCUGGAGGCAGCCUGUAUGGCGCCCUCUGCAGACUGGGAGAUGUCACAGCCUCCUUGUAGCUCUUCUAGCAGCCUCUCAGCUCUCACCAGCUUCCCUCUGGUUCCUCUUAAUAACCCGUCAAACUAUGCUGUAAGCAGGUCCACGACCAGCAGCGCCCCCAGUGCCUUUAACGUCCCUCUUCCUCUCAAAGAUGAAGAUGAGGACUGGGGAUCAAUGUCCAUGGAUUCAGAUUUCUCCCUGUCAGCUGCCAUCUCCUCGAUUCUCUCUGCACUGGACUCUACCAUGGAUGGGAGCAUGCAGGCGGCUCCGAGGACACCCCUCAGGUCUUUAGAGAACCUGUCAGGUCCCUCUGAGGGACCUGUGGCAGGGAUGAGGCAUGGGUUUAGAGAUUUUGGGGGAAUGGGGGAACAACAGUGUAGGUCAGGGUCCAGCUACCUCAGUGAUCUCACUGUUGAAGAUCUGUUCCAGGACAUAGACACGUCCCUGCUGGAGAAGGACAUGUGUGUGCUCGGGCUCAGUGGAAGCGGGAAUGUUUCUAGUGAUGAGCUUUUACGAUACCUGCCACCUUUGUCGUCGGUCUCCCCCUCGCACCCUUUCCCCCUCUCUCUCACCCAGAAUCUAAAGUGCCUGCCUUCAUUCUCCUCGUUCAGCCCGUCAUCAACCUCGCCUUCUUUUUCUUCGCCACCUUUCUCUGCUCAAAGUCAUGUUAAAGAGGUGUUUGAGCUGGAGCAUCUGAUGGAGAUCCUGGUGGAGGCCUGAAGAGUCCACUUUGACUUGAGGAAGCCUGAACACCAUGGACAAAAACUGAAUCCCCAAGAGAUAAAGCAAAAAAUGUGCCUAAUGUCAGAAACUCAAGUUGUUGUUGUUGUUGUUUUUAUAUUCUGCUCAUGUACAGUGAGUUAUGGUCUGUGGAAAGUUGUAAGAAUGCUGUAGAAAUGUAGAAAAGGUUGAUGUGUGUGACAGGAGCUCCAGAGUUUGGUUAUCUUGAUGCAUUUGACUUCUUUUUUCAGCCUUUCUGCACUCCAGAGAACACGGAGGUUAAAAGCAGUAAAAAUGAUGGGGGUAGUGAGCCAGACUGGGCUGUAAGUUUCCCCCUCAGUGAGUAAGACAUGAGUCACUGCACAAUGAAAAAAAAAAAGCAUUUUACUACAGUUUCCUGUGUGACUCAUCGGGGUUGAACUUUUGGAGGGAGAUGCUUGAUAAGAGAGCAGGAGCAGAGACAAACCGGCUGCAGUGUCGCCUUAAAAAAGUCAAAUGCAUCAGCUUCAAGUGAUCCUGUCCUCACUGAACAUGUAGAGCAGCACAGGCAGCCAUGAUUCAUUCAGCAGACUAAUGUUGGGGGACAAAUCCUCGUUUUAAGAGUCUGAUAUGUUACUGAGCUCUAAAGGAGAUUGAGAUCUGGCUGAUGUUUGAAGUCGUACGGUUGUCACACUAACGUUUAACGUCAAAUCUUCUGUGAAGAAAUCCUUUAACCCCGUUUUUAUACGUUCCACGGGGGGGGGGGGGGGGUGAAAUCAAGUGCAGAGAUGAGGGUUUCAAAAAGGAGGAGCACAAAAGAAAAUGUUCUUACUACUCCUUUAAGAUGUCUGCAUAUUUAUUAUACCGGGUGGUUUAACCGGAGGAAAUCAUAAGAAGUGUGUUUAAGAGAUUUCAUGCGUGAUAAAGUCUUGAAGGUUAUCUUUAAAGGGACAGUUCCUCAUUGUGUCCUUUACUUUAUCCUCAGUGACAGAUCGUUGUAGCUCCAGCAGGAAAUUGUUUAUUCAAGUAAAGGGAGGGCAGCUACCUCGAAAAUGACUCGUGUGAUGAAGCACGAGAGAGUUUAAAGGAGUUCUUUACAGUCUGAGUGCAGCUGAGAAACCCUGCGACCAUCUCAGAGGGUUUAAGUAGACGCCUUAUUUAGAAAACAUCCUCAGGAGGAUGAAAAAUUAAUCUACACCACUAUGCAGCGACCUCUGCUGCACAGAUGUGACGGUAUGGGUCAGUCCGGGUCGGGUCAGCUUCAUACUUUGAGGCCUGGAUUCUUGUAAAGUCUGGACGGUUCUCACCUCCAGCCUGUGAUCAUUACUCACAUUUUAACCUGUGUUGAGUUGGCCUGUUUGACCGGUUUACAUCAGAAUUAUUGCACUUUUUUAAAGAAACUGCAUUUCAAAGUCACGUCAGCACGUGGUUUGUGUUCCUGUGUUUUGAACAGAGAGGUAACGUUACAUGUUUGGAGAACGUUGAGUCUUGUUACGUUUUAUUUGCCUAAAAGAUCAACGUGGAAAAUGUGUUUGCUAUCGGGCAUUUUAACCUUCAGUGCUGAAAUGCAUGAUGGGAAACGCUGUGAUGAACUGUUAAGAGGAAGCACAUGACGUCUUGUUUGUCAGACUUUUGUACAUUUAUUGAUUAUGGAUCAAAGUUGCUUUCUAUGCAAAGGUCCCCUGAAUAGCUGGGCUCAGUCCCAAACUAUUUAUAAGUUCUGUUUCAUUCUUAUUCACUAAUGAUGUUUUUAUGUACUGUGUUUACUUUUCUGUCCUCUAUAAUGUUUAUGUUUUGAGAUUGAGGGCAGAGCGCCCGGUUACUUUGUAUUUAGACCUUUCCUAAAGAAGGCCAAUGUUCACUUACACUGUUUUUAAUAAAAGGAGAAACUAA